Molecule: messenger RNA, 793 nt
Organism: Ipomoea nil (Japanese morning glory)
Lineage: Eukaryota; Viridiplantae; Streptophyta; Magnoliopsida; Solanales; Convolvulaceae
Exons: 1
Coding region: 30-608 (192 amino acids)
Source: RefSeq, a predicted model, not a curated record
UAAAUAAUAAGAAUAAAAGAUCGAACCAAAUGGCGGCUUUCAUGAAAUCAUUGCUUCUUUUAUUGGCUUGCACUCUCCUCCCCAUUAUCCAGAGUGAAAUUAUCUGUGAGAAUUUACCCAUAUCUACUUGUGCAUUUUCAGUCUCCUCUUAUGGGAAGAGAUGUUUGAUAGAGGACACAGUGUUACUCGACGGGAAGGUGGAUUACAAGUGCAAGACGUCGGAGGUGGUGGUCGGAAGUAGCACGUCGGAUUACAUAGAGACGGACAAGUGCGUCAAAACAUGCGGCGUUGAUCGGAAAUCUGUCGGCAUGUCAUCGGAUCCUUUCCUUGACUCACUUUUCAUGGCUAAGCUUUGUGCCCGUGCAUGUUAUGAUUAUUGCCCCAACCUCGUCGACCUCUAUGCCAACAUUGCCGCCGGCGAGGGAGUGUUCUUGCCGGAACUGUGCGAGCAAAUACGUAGUGGGGAGGGUUCUCGUCGUGGCAUGGCGGAGAUACAGAGUGGCGGCGGUGACAGUGCCGCUGCACCCGCGGGGGCGCCCGCGGCGGGUGAUGAUCUUCCACGCCGUGCCAUGAUUGGGAUUGAUGCUGAAGCGCCUAGCCCCGCUUAGUGUGUAGCCGAUACAUACACCAAUUUAACACCCUCUCCCUUUUAUUUGCUUGCUUGGGAUUGGGUCAUUUCAACAAGAGUUUGGAAUGGGUUUGCUUUUAUUGUGGAAAUUCUGUUUUCUUUACUAUUCAUAUUAGAGCGCAAAAAAACAUAUUAAAUCUUAGAAUUUAGGAUCAAUUCAUUCAA